AGUUGUAAAGAAAAGGAGAAAGAUUAAACAGAAGAACAAUUUCUUCAAACGAAAUGGUAGUUUAUUGUUACAGCAGCAAUUAUCUUCACAUGAAGCCAAUAUUGAGAACAUCAAAUUGUUUAGUUCAAAAGAUUUGGAAAAGGCCACCGACCAUUUUAAUGUGAAUAGAAUACUUGGCCAAGGAGGAUAAAGCACUGUUUACAAAAGCAUGUUGGCAGAUGGAAGAAUUGUUGCAGUAAAAAAGUCCAGGGUAAUUGAUGAAGGAAAACGACUCGAAGAAUUCAUCAAUGAAGUUGUCAUUCUUUCACAAAUUAACCAGAGGAAAGUGGUUAAACUGAUUGGCUGUUGUUUGGAGACGGAAGUUCCUCUGCUAGUUUAUGAAUACGUUUGUAACGGAACUUUUUUCCAAUAUGUCAAUGGUCAGAUUGAAGAGUUCCCACUAACUUGGGAUAUGCCCUUGCGAAUUGCAACAAAAGUUGCAGGAGCUCUCUUCUACUUACACUCAGCAGCUUCCACUCCUAUUUACCAUCGGGAUAUUAAGUCUACAAACAUACUUUUAGAUGAUAAAUACAGAGCCAAAGUAGCUGAUUUCGGGACUUCAAGAAGUAUCGACGUUGAUCAAACUCACUUAACCACACUAGUACAUAGCACUUUUGGAUACUUGGACCCUGAAUAUUUACAGUCAAGUCAGUUUACAGGAAAAAGUGAUGUUUAUAGUUUUGGUGUUGUCCUUUCUAAGUUGUUAGCCGGAGAAAAAGCAAUCUCUUUAACAAUGACACAAGAACCGAGAAGUUUAGCCUCAUAUUUCAUUCAAUUGGUGGAGGAAAAUGAUUUGUUUGAUAUUAUUGAUUGUCAAGUUUUUAAGGAAUGUAGGAAAGAAGAGAUCAUUAUGGUCGCGAAUCUAGCAAAAAGGUGCUUGAACUUAAACAGGAAGAAACAACCGACAAUGAAAGAAGUUACAAUGGAGUUGGAGGCAGUUCAAAUGUUGCAAAAAGGUCCUAACCUUCAAAAAAACUACGAAGAGUUUGAAUAUGUCAAAGUCGAAGUGUACGAGUUAUGGGAUGCUAUUCCCACAUCAAUAGUGUCAACCUCAGUCAUAGACGUCCAACCAUUAUUAUCUUCUUAA
Molecule: messenger RNA, 1126 nt
Organism: Alnus glutinosa
Lineage: Eukaryota; Viridiplantae; Streptophyta; Magnoliopsida; Fagales; Betulaceae
Product: wall-associated receptor kinase-like 22
Exons: 1
Coding region: 209-1126 (305 amino acids)
Biological process (GO): protein phosphorylation; cell surface receptor signaling pathway
Cellular component (GO): plasma membrane
Molecular function (GO): ATP binding; protein serine/threonine kinase activity
Source: RefSeq, a predicted model, not a curated record